GAUGUCCUGCCUUGCCGUGUGAUUCAACCUGUUAUUGUAGUACAACCUCGCCUGGUUGAACAUCAGAAAGCCUGCACUUCAAGCCUCCCGAAACGUAAAGCGACAAAGGACAAAAUCGUCACAUCUACUCUUCUAUUCUGCAAGCCACCCGGGCCCGCCCACAAUGCACAUCUCACGCGCCCUCCCCGCUGUCCUCCUCUGGUUCCAGGCUGUCACCGCGGCCCCGUCGCCGCUGGAGCGGCGACAGGCCAGCGUGCUCAAGGGCGCCAUCAGCAAGGUCAUGGGCAACCUCAAGACGCUUGACACGGCCGUCCAGGGUUUGGACGGGUCCAACCUCAACUCGGCCGCGCCGCUGCUGGGCGCGGUCGAGGGCACGCAAAAGUCUCUGGCCGAAGCCUCGGCCACCAUCAAGGGCGCCAAGAGCUUGGGCUUAUUCGAGGCCAUCGGCAUGCUGCAGCCGGCCAACGACCUGACGGCGCAGGUGCAGAAGACGCUCGGCGACCUGACGGCCAAGAAGGCCGUCUUCGACCAGCUGGGCGUCUCGCCCGCCGUGGCCGAUGCGCUCAAGCAGCAAAAGGCGGCGUCGGGCGAGCUGACGACGGCCAUGUUCAGCAAGCUGCCCGGCAUCGCCCAGGGCCUGGGCGGCGGCACCGCCGACAAGCUCAACAAGGCCGUCGACGACGCCAUCAAGGCGUUUGAGGCCCCGCCCGCCGCCGCCGCCCCGAAGCCGGCCCCGAAUCCCGCGUCGCCCGCUGUUCCUGCCUCGCCUGCCGCUCCUGCUUCGUCUGCGCCCGCCCCGGACCCUGCGUCCCCGGCUGCUCCCGAUGUUCCCGCUGCUCCCGCUUCGCCGUCGACCCCCAGCGCCCCGAACACGAGCUCCAAGGUCCCGGCUCCGUGCCCUUGA
Messenger RNA from Gaeumannomyces tritici R3-111a-1, 904 nucleotides. RefSeq lists its product as hypothetical. Gene Ontology annotation, cellular component: extracellular region. The transcript has a single exon. Lineage: Eukaryota; Fungi; Ascomycota; Sordariomycetes; Magnaporthales; Magnaporthaceae. The record is from RefSeq and is a predicted model, not a curated record. Bases 164 to 904 code for a protein of 246 amino acids.